CCAUGGGGGCGCGGCUGGGGCGACGGGCAAGGGCAGCGGCCGGUUCAGAUGCCCCUGCGGCGGCGGGAGCUGGGCCCGCGCCCUACGAGCGCCGGGUGCGCUGGCUGCGAGAGAUCCAGUCCACGCUCCGCGAGCGGCGGCCGGAGCGCGCUCGGCAGCUGCUGCGCCUCCUGCGCCAGGACCUGGGCCUUGAAGGGAACCUCCUCACUGACAUCCUCUACAGGAACGUGGCUUUGCUUAACCUGGUGGACCCCAUCUCCCAUGACUUGCUGGUGAACCUGGCCCGGGACCUGCAGUGCCCCAAGAAGGACCACGAGCCCUGGAAGUCCUCUGAUAAGAUCUGUCGGCAGCUCAUCUACCACCUGACUCCUCACUCCAAGCGAAAGCCCCACCGGAAAACCCAGAACAGCCUCAAGAGCAGCCUCCAGAAGACUCUGCUGGUAGGGGAGACUGUGGACCUUUCUGGCAUCCCGCUAUCCGCCCGAGAUGUGCAACACAUAACACGCUACCUGGGCAGCCACGGCGUUGAGCUGGUGGUCCUAGACCUGAGCUUCACGGGGCUGAGCGAUGAGCUGCUGCACCUGCUGCUGCCCAGCCUUUGGGCUCUGCCCCGCCUCACCCAGCUGCUGCUCAAUGGCAACCGACUUACGCGAGCUGCUGCCCGUGAGCUCACUGAGGCUAUCAAGGACACCACCAAAUUCCCGGUGUUGGCCUGGGUGGACCUGGGUAACAAUGUGGACGUGGCCUCGCUUCCCCAGCCCCUGCUGGUUGGCCUGCGAAGGCGCCUGAGUCAGCACACUUCCCUCCCCACCAUCUAUGAGGGUCUGGACCUCGAGCCCGGGGGUGGCGUGGCUGAGGCCACCGCUGCUGUCUCCACCUGGGGCUCUGCAGCCACCGAGCCAGGACCAGAGCCUCAGGGUUGUUGUGCUAGGUGACUAAGUACUGGUCUGGUCCAUUGCUACUGACUGGGGUCUUUUAAGAACGAGGUAUCGAGGACCCACAAUGUCCCACAGAGAGUCAGCGCAAAUGCUCAACUUGGGAUGAAGCGGGCGGGAGAAGGGUUUCAUGGAAGACAGGUCAGCCAGCCCAGGCUAGGGGCUCCACCUCACCCAGCAAGGAGGGGCCCCACAGCCCAGACCUUCCAGGAAAGCAUGGUGGCCCUCACCUCAGGCUUUCUGUUCUACGGACUUCAGACUCACUGAGCUUAGGCUUGCUGCAGAGGUAGGGAAACCUCACCUGCCAAGAAUGGGUGGACCAGAGCCAACCAGAGCUAUGCUGAUGGCCUGUUAGUGCUCACUGACAAGGCUCAAUGGAGACCGAGGUGUAGGGGGUCAUAGAUUCAAUGGUAUGGACUUGGCCGUGAGAGGAGACAUGACAUCUGGGCAGCAUUUGAGCUUUAUACAUCUGGGGGUUCAGGGGAGCAGGUUGGGAGUCACAGACAGGCCGAGCUUUGUAUGGGGCCCCUCACCAAGUGCAGUCGGGGGCCCUUCAGUGUGCGCUGGGCUGGGGAAAAGGCUUCACACACCAAAGGCAAAGCCACGGUGGAUCUGAGGGGGCUGAGUCUGUGCUUGUCCCCAACAGGGCACAGCACUGCCCACUCUCCCCAGCUCUGGUCCCCAGACUUCCUGUACAGGGUGAGGAGAUCUGGCUGGCUAGAGAUGAGAUAUGGUGUUUCCUCUAGCUCUGGGGUCACACACAGCAUGUUAGGGGUGGAGGGAGAGUACAGCACAACAGACCUAAGGGAUCUCUAUGGGGAGUUACGUCUUCCUCCCCUAAAUCUCUCAAGGUGGGUUCCCAACUAGAAGCCUAGUGCCUGGUCACCCUCACUGCCCCAUUUAGGAGACUAGAGUUUUUAGCUCAACCAGUAGGCGUACAGAGCAUGUGGGGAAAGGGACUCAGAGAAGCUCUGGGUGGGGAAAUCAGUGGCCUAAGGUCUCUGUGUAGAGUCAAGACUUAAGGUCUGGUGACAAUGGAGAGACCCGGUAACAGAGGGCAGCCUGAGGGCCCUGGUAAAGCCUGGGGGUGGGGAGUCUACACUGGACCCAUGUGCCUAGAGCCCAUCAGCUCUGAUCCACCCACCUCCCUGUCCAUCUCCAGGCAGACAGUAAGUUUAGCACCCCCAAAAACAUCAGUUUCAGCAGAUCCCCAGACCAGUGGCCAAGACGGGAGUGGGCUGGAUUAUGUCACUCCCAGGACUGGAACAGGUCCGGUGAGGGAAAGGAUUUCACCUCAUGCUCCACUGCUUUGGACAACUGCUUAUCAAGGGACAAUGAGAACGCAGGCCUCUGGCUCUGCUGUCUACUUGCCUGGGGAACUGGCUGUGCCCUCUACUUUAACCCAACUUCCCCCUGUCUGUCAAACAGAACUGACUGUCCUGGAUCCUGGCACUCAGUGCUUCAUCUAGGGGUACUAACCUCACCCUCUGUCUCUCCCCCACCCCCGCUUGUUUUAAAGAUGUGGCUUGGAGUUAGAGAACUUUCCCUGUGCCUUACUAACUCGGGACAAGGGUUUGGGCUUUCUGGAGCCAGGCAAAGCUGAGUGUAGUAUGGGCCAGCAGUGAAGGGAGAGCCAGGUUUGGGCCCAGCAGACUGAUAACCCCGUCACAUGCCCGGGGAAGCUGAGUUCUCCCUGUAACUCCUUCCCGGACCACACCAGAGCUCGGGGUCUGCCCUGGCCUUCUUACUCUCUGCCCACAGCUGGUCUGAGGUGGGCCCACAAACCUUUAGAUGUCACUGUGCAGCGAGAUUCCUCUUAGGAUGAUGUGUGACGUCCGGAGCAAGGUGUCCCAGGCGGUGUCCAGGCAAAUCCAGGUGGCAGCAGAUGGUCUCAAUUUCUCCACCUUUUACAGGCAAGUGGUGCAGCAGCUGAGCCAGAUCCUGAGACGGCUUAGGAGAUGUGGCCAAAGUUGGCCUCGCUGCUUGCUAUGCAAGUGGUCCUGGCCCUUCACGGACUUUUCAUGACUAACCAGCAGGGAGAUUCCAUGGGCAGGGACAGAGAUUUCCAGAAGUGAGGGCUGUGUCUUGUCUUUGUGCGACUGUAACAGAACACCACAUCCUGGUAAUUUAUAAACAACAGAAGUCUACUUAGCUCGUGGUUCCAAAGGCUGAGAAGUCAGACAGAAGGCGUGCAUCUGGUGAGGGAGUUCUUGCUUUGUCACUGUAUGUAUCACACGUCUGGAGAGCAUGGAAGGGGGUCCACUGUGGCAAUAAGGACUUACAUGCAUGAGGGCAGAGCCCUGCAGACCUAAUCACUCUUUAAAUCGUGUCUCUUACCUGGUGGGUUUUCAGUGCAUGCAUUCUGUGGGAGGGAUUCAAGCCUGUAGUAUGCUCCAUUCAGUUUGGUGGUGAGGAGAGCCUCGGCUGGGAGAGAAGGAAGCAUGUAGGGCCUUGCUCGGGUGCCAGCUUGGAGACACACAAACCCAUCCAUGGUCCAGACCAUCACUUUCUACCAGUGUGGUCCAUUUGGGAACUAAGUACAAAAGUCCUUCUUGUCCUUCUGAAGUGAGGAGGAAAUGAGAUUUGAAAAGAGCCUGUCACAUGAGGGGUGUAGGCCAGCAUGCUGUAGUAUCAGGGAGUCCAUCCAGGCUCUCUGUGGUGAGGUUUGGCAAGAGCUAGGCUGAAAACACAUCUAUCAUCUGUCUGUCUGUCUAUCAUCUUUACCUAUCUGCUAUCAUCAUUAUCUAUCUAUCUAUCUAUCUAUCUAUCUAUCUAUCUAUCUAUCUAUCUACCUACCUACCUACCUACCAUCUGCCUGCCUGUCUGUUUAGCACUGAGAAUCGAACUCUGGCCCUGAAGCACACUAGGCAAGUUCUUUUUCACUGCACUAUAUCCCAGCUUUCCAUUUUAGCCAGAGUCUUGUGAUGUAGCCUAUGCUGGGUUUGAACUUUCAAUCAUCCUGCACCCACCUUCUGAGUGCUGGGAUGACAAGCCUGUGCCACUGUUGCCUAGCACAAUCUUUCUGAGAAUCCAGAAUCAUAGACAACUGGUCCCUGUUGCACCAAGGCUUUCUCCGGGUGGAAAGGGAAAGUGCACUUGUCCUGGGAGAUCAUUGCAGUCACCACCACCACCACUGUCAUCUCUACCAACAGAGACCUCCAUUGUUUUCUUCCCAACUGUAUACUUUUUUUUUGAAAAACAGAAAUGUAUUUAAAAAGCAAGUCAUUAUGAGCUAGGUGUGUCAGCACAGGCUUGUAGGCCAGCCUUGGCUAUGUAGUAAGUAUCCAUAAAAUUGCAACAUCAUAAAGCAAACAAACUGUGACAAGUUUAAAGUGUGCAGCAUAGUUUUGCCACAUUUACACAUUCAUGACAACCACAGCAGUAAAUGUCAUCCCUAAGCUUGCUGCAUUGUCUGCCAACCCCAUUCCUUCCACGCCUACCUCACUCAAAAGCCAUUAGCCUGUUCUGCCCCAUAAAUUAGUUUCCACUUUCUAGAUUUAGAUUAGUGCAUGGGAUCCUACAAACGUACUUUACAUAUACAUACAUAUGUACUAUAUACAUAUUAAAGAAAGCAUUAUUUUCAGACUCCCCUAUAUUAUUGCAUGUAUCAAGAAUUGCUUUUUGAAUAGUAUUUCGUGGGUGCACCACAGUUUACCCAUGAACCUGUUGAUAGAUAUUUGGUUGUUUCUAGGUUCUGGCUAUGACAGACAAGGCUGCUGUGAAAAUUCUUGUACUAGUUGUGGCGUGAGCAUUUCAUUUCUCUUGAGUAAGAACCUGGGUAUGUGUGUUAAUUAGUCUUCCGUUGCUAAGAGGAAAUACCUAAGAAAGACAACCAAGGAACAGAAGAAUUUGCUUUGGCUUGUUAUUUCAGGGGUGCUUUGGCUUGUUAUUUCAGGGGUGUCUCUCCACGUGUAUUCGGUCCUUUGGCCCCACACUUUUGGGCCUGAGAGAAGGCGAAACGUGUUCAAGCAAAGUCACUCACCUUGUGGCCGCUAGAAAAGAGAGAAAGGGCGGGGGCAGAAAAGGGGAGACUUUGGGCGACCUUUUUCCUCCAAUUCUAAACCCAUUGGUGAAUUAUCCCGCUAAUGAUCCAGUCUCCUCUGUAGACCACCACCAGCUAAGCCAUCAGCUUAUUAGCCUUUAGGGGCUACUGUUCAUAUCUCAACCAUCGAGAGAAGAAUGGCUAGGACACAUGGUAGGUAUCUCUAACACUUUAAGAAAGGGUCACACUGAUUUUCAAGGUCUUUAUAUAAUUUCUCAGUCUUACCAGUAGCGUACAGGAUUUCAGGUCCUCCCAUGUAUAGCUGCUAACUGAAAACACUGGUAAUGAUUAGUGUGGUGUGUAGGGGUGGGUGGGUACACGUCCCAUGGCACACAUAUGGGGGUCAGAAGACAACUAUAUGAACUUAGUUUCCUUCUUCUUUAUCUACAUGGGCUCCAGGAAUUGAACUUAGGUUACUAGGCUUGUACAGCAAGAGCAUCCACCCACUGAGCCAUCUCGCUGGUCCUAUGGAUUUAAUUUAACUUACUAUUGUCCGAGAAUGCAGUGUGGCUCUGUGCUGUUUGAAUUUUUUGGUUAGCUUCACAGCUCAUCAUAUGGCCAGUACUGGUAAAUUUGUUGCUUGUAAAGAAUGUAUAUUCCAUUGCUGCUGGAUGUUAAGUGUUAAUUAAAGUCAGGGUGGCUGAUAGUAUUGUUUAAGUCUAAGCUAUGCUUGCUGAUUUUCUCCCUAUUUGUUUGAUCUGUUGAGUGGGAACACCGAAGUCUCUGACUAUAAGUGUGGAACACCGAAGUCUCUGACUUUAAGUGUGAAUUUGUUUAUUUCUUACUGAUGUUCUACCACUUUUUUGUUUUGUAUGCUCUGAAGAUUUAUUACUGGGAGCAUAAACAUUUAGGUCUGCCAUGAACCAUUGCCCUGCUAUUGUCAUGGAAGGACUCUUAUCCUAUCCUGGUGAUAUUCCUUCUUCUGAAAUGUGCCUAACUGAUACUGAGUCAUGUGACACUUAUUAUUAGAUUAUUAUUAAUGGCUAGGCUUUAUGUCAACUUGAUACAAGCUAGAGCCAUUUGGGAAGAGGGAAUCAGUUAAGAAAAUGUGCCCACGAGAUUGGUCUAUCUAUACAUAAGACUGUGGUACAUUUUGUUAAUUUGUGAUUGUUGGUAGGGCCAUCCCUGGGCUGGUGGUCCUGGGAUCUAUAAGAAGCAGCUUGAGCAAGCCAGGAGGAGGAAGCCAGUAAGCAACA
Mesocricetus auratus (golden hamster) is the source of this 6173-nucleotide messenger RNA. It is a transcript of the gene Lrrc75b, whose product is annotated as leucine rich repeat containing 75B. The transcript has 4 exons. Lineage: Eukaryota; Metazoa; Chordata; Mammalia; Rodentia; Cricetidae. The coding region runs from base 3 to 935 and encodes 310 amino acids. The record is from RefSeq and is a predicted model, not a curated record.